AUCCUUUCUCAAAGAGUCUUUGUGUAAAGACUAGCAAGGAUCUGAAAGUGAUGUUUUCAUCCAAAGGGAAACAAGAAGAGGAGGAUGGUAUUGUGUUUCUGGCAUCAUACACUGUAUAUACAUAUAGUCAGGGACGCAACACGUGUGUAUGCCUGCCUGUAGAGAAAUCCAUACAACCAGAAAUCAAUCGCAGAAGAUGAAAGGCUGAAACUGACUGGUCCUUUGUUUGUGAAAUUGAUUUAUCUGCAAGGAUGUGAAUAAUGUUUGACCACUUCUUACUUAGCCCCUUGGUGGUGGAGGUGAUGGUGUGUUCAGUGAUAAACAGUUGGGGUGUAGGAAUAUAAUAAGUGGCUGAGAUAUCUCCAUGAAUAUACAAGCUGGAUCAUGAUUUGGGUGGACAACAUUCAUAGAUGUGCAUUAUUCUGUGAAUUCUCUUGAUUGGGAUCAGGUAUAUUCUUUGGGAAAUGAUUUUUUUCGUCUUCGCAUGAGCAGAUUAGCUGGAAGCAGACAAUGUAAUUAUCAUUAUUGGAUCAUGCAAGUACAUUUUUGUGAUUGGAUCUACUUUUCAACUUCAGCAUGCCAUGCAUGUUUUGCAAGGAUUAGAUUCUUCAAUGUUUUUGGUGUACUUCUUGUGUCUCAGCUAAUGUUCUAUGGUACAAUUUGCUUUUGAGUCUGAGAUUGCUGUGUAUUGAGUUUUGAUAUUUAAUUAUCGAGAGAUAAUGUAAUUCAUGUUAUACAUGUCUUUAUGGAUCCAAUCUACCUGGUUAUAAAUUCCAUGAGUGCCAUAUUUUUAGGAUAUUUCAUUAAUGAAACCUUUAUAUUAAUGAAUUUUUAACAAGGUCUGUGUUGUUUCUGAGUGCAAUUGAGUCCUUGAGAUGUUUUUGCUAGACCGUUACAUCAGUUAUUGUUAUAUAUGCAACAGUAAUUCACGAAGGAAAACAUACUGACAAUUAUUGCCUAUUUAAUUGGGAGGAGAAGAGGAGGCACACAUGCGUAUAUAACAAGAAGAAGUAAGAUGUAGUUUAAGUUUGCCAAUGCAAUGAAUGCAAGUUGGCUUUACUUGAUUAAAGUCUUGCAUAGUCUUUUUGAAGAGUUUAUUAGUAAUUUAUGAAGUUCUGCAUGAACUAGCAUGUAUUAGGUAAAUCAAAUACAUGAUAUUUUUUAAAAGUAAAAAAUUUAUUAAUCUGGUUAGAUUUGUAUGGUUUUCUCUCAGACAGCCGGUUUCAGUGUAUCUAUUGAGAAAGUGUCAUGAAAUCCUACCCCAACUUUACUUUCAAAAUCUUUAUCUUUAAAUUCCAUGCGGGUCAUUGGCAUAUGCUGUUGCUUUGGGGUAUUAUCAUAUCAUCCAGGAAGAAUAUGGAAUGCAAUUACUUGAUAAGGAUUCAGGCUUGUGAAUAAUAUGUAUUUCCCUCACAACGACAUCCUUUGGUAUGACAUUUUUUCUUCUUGUGACUUGCGUUGGUGUUUCCUUAUUUUGAGGUAAUAAAAUUAUCAAACUUUUUUGACAAAAAAUGUAUUAGUAUGAUAUAUGGAAGAGGGUUUAAUUCCAUCUUUGUGGUGUAAUUAGCUUUACUUGCAGAGACUUUCCUGUUUUUUUGUGAUAUUUCCUUGGUUUUAGAUCCUCUGGAAUAAUCCGCAAUUGCCAUUUUCUGUCAUGAAGUGUGAGUGAUAUAAUGGCUGAUUUAUCUCGUAUUUCAGGCUAAUGAUACUCCACUGCCAAUGACCCCGAGCUGCACAGCAUGUUAUCAGGUGUGAUUCUGCAGUUUUCUUCUCUUCAGGUUGUAUAUUAAACUGAGAAGAAAGCAUUAUCCUUGAGAAAGCUGCUUUUGUUAAGUUUGAAAUCCAAAUAUUUAUGGAUUGUAUAUUUCAUUCUUGAAUGAUUUACUUUGAAUGAAUGAAAACAAAGCAAAUUUUACAGAAGUUUGUUCCCCACCAUGCUGCUGUUCAAUGUAGAUAAUCACAAUUUUAACAUUACAAAAUAUUAAAUAGCAGCCAAAACAUUUUUAUAGGUAAAAUGAAUUAUUCAGUUAUAAAUUUAUAAUCCACCCACCUACAGCAAUCAUGACUUCAUACUUAUUGAAAAUAAUCGUUUGGAAUCGAUAUACAAUAUGUUGAUGAAUUUUUAUGAGGAUUGAUAUUGGAAUCAGUUUGAAGCUUUAAAAAAGUUCAAUUAAUAAUCACAUUUUUCUUCAGACUACAUCAUACAGAGAAUUAAGGAAAUGUGUUUCUAAUAAUCAUAACAACUUGCUUCAAUGUUUAUUACCUUUUGGGGGAGACAAAUGACUUCCUUGUUUUCAUUUGAAAUGUCAUAUGCAAAAUGUGUAAGCCCUCAUGCAUUUCCUUGUUUGAAAAAAAAUUAUAUGAUCAGAUCAAAUGUAUUUUCAAAUAUGCUUUAGAAAGGAAGCAUGUAAUUUUUCUUUCUGCGCAUGAAGAAAUCAAGCAAGAAAUUCUAUUUGUUCACAUUACCCUCACAAACCAUUUCUUUUAAAUAGGCAUUAAGGCAUGGGUAGGAAAUUCAGUCUUCAAGUUUUCUGGAAAUAAUCUUAGUUUCUCAUUUGCUCGUAAUCUGUUUUGGAAACAGGAUUAAGGGUUGUGGAUUUGUCUGUUGUUAACUGUGCUCUCUGGUUCAGAAGAUAUUACUUCUCCCAUGCUUGUCCUUUUGUUUCUUCCCUCUUACACUGCAUAAUUCCAUGCUGGAGAAAAGUGAAUUUUUAUUCAGGAGAUGCAUUGUUGGAUUUUUGAUGAUUAUUUCCAGCCAUUGAAGAUUCUCAUUGGGAGGAGUAUCAUUUGCAACUUUUAUCGAGAUGUAAUCACUUUUCAUGCGUCAUGAUGAUGUAAAGCCGGUCAAUUACCAUUUCUGGGCAGCGCAGUAUACGUUUGUUUAUCGUUAUCUCUUUACAAAGAUGGGCUGAUUUUUUUCUGUCUUUUAUUUAAUGCUGAAUUUUUAGUAAAGAUAUUUUGAGAACUAUUGUUUAGGUUAUUAGGGCCUUUGUCUUUGGAGGCUUGUUGAUUCUGAAAUAAAUCAUUUAUUUUUGUAUUGAUGUGGAAACAGCAUAUCAAAAAACAUGUGGAUGAAGAUAUUUUCAGCAAUUGUUCAAGUUUUGCAAGAAAUUUGUCUCUGUUUGCCUAGGAUAUGAAAUAGAAGUUAAUAUGGUAUUGCAUGUUUACACCCAAUGACUUCAGACAGUAAAUUGUUUCAGAUAUCUGUAACUAAGGGAACUUGCUAUGAAAAUCUGAUUUUUCCGGUAUCCAGGCCCGAUGAGAAACGCUACAUCUAUAUUGUACAGGUUGAAAAGAGGCCAGACGUUAUUGGAAAGAGAGACAAGUAGUGAUUCAGAUGCUCUCAGCAUUACGUGUAAAGCAACAGAUGAUCAGUGUACAUGUACCUGGAGUGUGCAAAACCGGCAUCAUUAGUGCCUAAUGAGGUGAUCAUAAACUCUAAAACACAAAUAUUUACUAGCCUAUCUUGACACCAAACAUUCCAUUGGAUCUCCACGGAUGAUUUUUCUACUUAGUUCUCUCAGUAUCAAACGUGAAAAUGUUCACCCAUCUCCAUAGAAAUGAUAUGUGAUACAGUAAUAGAAGGGUUAACCUGUAGCUGCAGAGUUCAUUGAGAAGUUGGAUAGCCUCCAGGGAAGGAUAAAAAGGGGGUGAAGGUGAACCCUCACCAUGUCUUUCUUUUGUGUUGUGAGCUCCUCAGGAGAGGAGAAGCAGGUUCGUCUGCGGCAGAUGAUGCAGGAAAGCAAUGGACAGGAGGGUAAAGACUCUCUCUGUUUGAAUGAUGCACAUGGGAUAUUCUCAAAGGGUGAUGGGUCACCUUCAAACAGAGAAACACCUGUUAUUGGUGGCAGUGGUGGGAUUUGUAAGACUCAAUACAACCAGCCCUCAAUGGUUGUAAAAGAACCAGAGGAGAGAUAUAGAUCAGAGAUAAGACUAAGUACAGGGCCAAUGCAGCAAGAUCCGCAAUCAAGUAGUAUGCACUGGAACAACGAUUACAAUCCAUCGGACAGUGCAAACCUGAGAAGGAAACUUCAAGAGCUCACCGCAACAUCUAAUGGAAAUCAGCGAAGGAAGGAAUUUAGCCGAUCUAAGGAAGUGUAUGGAAGGCUUUCACAAUCAACUACAGGUAAUUCUGAAUUGGAUGUGGUGCAUGGAGGAAAGGCAUUUCCAUUUAGUGACCCAAUUGCAUUUGAGCAAAGCACUGGUGCAACAGAGCAGGCUUUGAGAGAGGGAAGGCAUCCUUCGCUGCACCCAGCAGCAAGAAAUAACCAAAAGAUGAAAGGUGAUACAUUAAAGAAGACCUCAGAUUCAAACAAGGUAGGACAGCUUAGACAUCGCUGGGAGAUACUUACCACGAAUGAUCCUCUGCCAAAGCAGCAGGUUACAGCUGCAACACCAAGUGGUCGAGGUUAUGGAGAUGUUCCCAGGAGAAGGUUGGCAAGUGAUGAACAGAAACAGGAAAGGCCUGUACUGCCACCUAAAACAAAGCCCAAACCUAAGAAGAAUGUUAGGGAACGUUCAGAGGCAUUCAUUGAAUGCAACCAACCUCCUCCCCGAGGUGCGCAAGAUGGUGGUGUGUCUUCUGUUUCUAAUCAGCAGCGGAAGAUGGAAGUGAACCCCGUAGAGCAACGCUUAAACCUGCACAAGGUUUACAAAAAGAGAGAAGAUUCUGGACUCAGCAGUGCCUGCAGUACUAUCAGCCUUGAGAAUUUCCCUGUCCAUAACUACUCUCACAACUUACCUCCUAAUGCCAGUGAUCGAAGAGUCAAUUACGCCUCAAAGAAAUGUAACCAGCUCCCCAAUGUCGAUUCAAAAACCCAAGAUGCCUUGCCAAGACCAAAAACCCAAGUUGCCUUCUCAGAUGUUAAUACAUCACAUUCCACAUUGAAACCUGAGGUGGUACAGAAACAGCAAAGGCUGGAGGAAGAACAAUUCCAGCCUGAUGAAAUCAUUCAUGAAAAUUAUUCCAGGGGAUAUAUCUCGAGCCAUAAACAUUUCCAUCCAGAACAGAUCAUUGAAGAAAAUAUCUCUUCUGAAGAAUUUUCUAGUGUCAAAAAAGAAGAUCAGUUUGGGGCAAGCCAUUUGAAUGUGAAUUCUAGGAAUGACUUGCAUUGUGAAAGGGAAAUCCCAAAGGAUCAGAAUUCUAAUGAAUGUGAAAGAUUAAACUCAUCAGCAGCAUUGAAGACAGAGAUCUUUUUCCGUCCAGGAGCUCUGGUUCAACUAGAAGACAAGAGAGAUAGACAAUUAUCAGAUACCAUCACCAGGUUCCAAGCUCAUUGUAGAGGGUUCCUAGCAAGAGAGAAUGUAAAGCAACUGAAGGUUCAAAAGCUGGCUAUAACUUGCAUCCAAAGAAAUGUACGUAAGUUCCUGGCAGUGAAGAAUUGGCCGUGGUGGCGUCUUGUGACCAAAGUACUACCUCUCCUUGAUGUACACAGAACAGAAGAAGAGCUCAAGAUGAAAGAUUUGGAGUUAGAGCAGCUGAGAGUCAAAGUGGCCAAGAUGGAGACAGAAAGGAAUACACUCAAACAGAAUGUGGACAAGCUAGAUUCAAGGGUAACGGAGAUGACAGCUGACUUGUCUGAGGAGCACACGGCGGCCACCCACGCCUCGGAGAUGCUUGAGGUAGAAACAGCAGAAAGAUUACGGCUGGAGAAAGAGCUUAAAGAAAUACGGUCCAAUUACAACGCUCUCCAAAGGAAAUCAGAGAAAAUGGAGAUGGAAUUGAUGGAACAUCGUAUGGUCAGGUCAUCUAUUAUUGAAGCAGACAUGAGCAGUGAUGAUGAAACUGACUCGAUGUAUAGACUGAAAUAUAUGCAGCUGAGGAAGGAGAUGGAACUGGGUAAAAAACGACUUCAGCAGGACCAUGAAGAAGAAUUGGAAAAACUCAUCUCCAACAGGAAAUCAGUUGAGAAAAAGUUUUUAGAGGCAUCAGAGGAGGCUGAGGAGUACAAACGCCAGCUGAACAACUUCAAGAGACGAUCUCAGAAAUUGGCUGAAGAAUCUCAGGAUAUGAAAUUACACCUUGAAUCACAACAAACCAGGAACUCAGACCUGGAAAAGAAACAGAGAAAGUUUGAUGCUGAAUUAGCCAAAGUUCAUCAAGAUCUACAGCAUGAGAAGACGGCCAAGGACAGGCUCCAGAGAGAGAAAGGAAAACUUGAAGGAGAGAAUUACAUCAUUUCACAACAACUCGAGGAUCUGAAGUUAGAUAUGAAAGUGAAGGAGGAGAAGAUAGAUGUGCUGAAGAGUGAAAUGGACGAUCUCUCGUCUCACGGUAGCAUGGAAGUCAAAGAGUUGACUGGUCUCAAGAGAGCCAAGCGAGACCUCGAGACUAAGCUCCAGGACCAGGAGGAGGAGCUAGAUGAUCAGGCUGGACAGAUCCAGCAAUUAGAACAGACGAAGCUGAGGCUUGAGAUGCAGCUUGAGAGGGUGAAACAGUCUCAUCAGAAAGAAUUAGAUGCCAAAGAUGAAGAAGUAGAGGAGGUUCGGGCAAGUGCACAAAAUAAGGUGAAACAGAUGGAGAUCCAAUUAGAAGAAGACUACGAGGAACGCCAGUCUGUCAUGAGGGAGAAGAGAGAACUGGAGAGACGGGUCCAGGAACUGCUAGAUAAGCCUUUAGCUUCUGACAAGGACACAGAGAAGAGGUUGCGGAAGGACCUGAAGAAGACCAAAGCACUGCUCAAAGAUGCCCAGACGAUGCUGGAUAGGCAGAACUCGGCGGCUCCUAGUGGAACAAAACUCAAACAGCUGAAGAAUGAGCUUGAAGAUGCUACGUUUGCUACAGCCUCAGCGGUGAAGGCGAGACAGAAUCUUGAAACAGAAUUAUCAGAGCUGCAAGCGCAAUUAGAUGAUAUGAUGAAAGCCAAGUCAGAUGCUGAGGAAAGACUAUCAGUCGCCAAUCGAGACAAGACAGAGUUGGAGAGCAAGUUAGAGGAUCAAGAAGAAGAUUUCAAUGAUCUACUCAAGAAACACAGAGCUCUCAUUCACCAGAUGUCUAACGAGCAAGCCAAGGUCAAUGAACACCUUGAAACGAUAGCAGAUCUAACCAAUGAGAAACAGGAAUUACAAGAGAAGGUCUCGGAACUACAAGGGAAGGUAGACUUCUUAUCAGAGUCAAUGGUCGAUCGGACUCAAGUGAACAGACUAGAGUCUAAGGUUAGGGAAUUAGAGGCCAAACUGGACCUUGAACAUACAACCAAGAACAAACUUGAGAACCAAGUUGAGAGAUUACGAGACUCCCUUGACCGGUCCAACAGUGACCAUAGCUCUGUUCAACAGAAGGAGCUUCGGAGCCAGGAGGCUAGUAGAAAGCUCCAGCGGGAGAUCAGGGAGCUACGAGAGGAGCAAUCUGAGCUCCAACGGAAGGAGUCCGAGGCGACUCAGAAAAAACAUGAGCUGGAGCUUGAAGUGGAGAGUUUACAAGCAAGCCAUGAUCAAGUACAGUCUGACCUCAAACUAGCCUUCAAGAGGAUAGCUGAUCUUCAGAGAGCUGUUGAAGAUGGGAUAGGCAGUGACAGUGAUAGCUGCACGCCUGGUAGCGAUAGCGAUGACAGUGACAGCUCAGGAGAUGAGUACCUUCCUAGAUACUCUCAAUAUUCCUCCAACCGUAGCAGUCGAUUGAGUAGCCUGAGCAGUGUAGACUCAUCGCAGUACACCACCAGAAGAACCAGGGUGUAUUCAUCCACAUCAGAGAAGUCAGAUGAUGUCAGGCGUAGAUCACGUCCUUUACUGAAAAAUGGGUCUGGGAAGUAUGUCAUCAACCCCGGCAGUUCGGAUGAAGACGAGGAUGUCGAUGAGCUAGGUGCACGCAGCACAUCACGACCCAGUAGCAUGUACAGUGAGGACACCGUAGGAAGCGUUGAGCUUGGUGAAAACAACGUCAGCUUGACGAGUUCAUCUACGAUAGGCGGAGAAAGCGGCGACGGGACAAAGAAAAAAGGAUUUAUGAUAAAUCCAGAUUAUAUGUGAUAUUAAAUAGCAGUUCUAGUUAGGGAUGUAGCAGAGUAGACUUGUAUAAACUUUAUUUUUCUGUGUGUAAAUGUUUAGUGGUAGCUAUAGUACUGUUAUAAUGAAACCAUGUUUUGUCUUUGCAUGAAUGCAUUGCAAAUAAUCAAUGGGUACUUGAUGAGUAACUCUUCAUUAUUGGGGACUGCAUGAAGGUUUGAAUGCAUGCUAUUCUGUCAGAAAAAAUCAACUACAAAAGAAAUGUUCUUUUAAACCAUAUAUUGGAAGUCUCAUGUUCACAUCAAACUGUGUUUAUAUAUAUCUAUAUAUGUAGGUUUGUAUCUCACAAAUGAAGGCUAUGUUUAUGUCAUUCAGCACUUUUAUUGUACUUUACAGUACCAUUAUAAAUAGCAUAAGCCAUGAUGUAGGAAUCUGUAAGGAAACUACAAGAUUCUAAAGAUGGCUCAUACAGAAUUUACAAACAUUACGAAAAAUGUACAAUUGCUACGCAUUUCAAAAUACUUCAUGAGCUUACAAAUGCAUCCUCAGUAAUUUUGUAUUUGAAUGCAAAUAGGCAUGCACACAUUAAGCAUGCAAAAUAUAUGUAUGUAUUUGUGUAAGUUCUAGUCAUUUUACAUUCUUCUUUUUAAAAAAUGGACACCUUUGAAAAUGUCAAAAUUCCCCCUUUUCUUUGCAAAUGUUCUGCAGGGUGCAAUGUUAAAUUGCCUUUUCUGAAAAUUUCAGAGUACCGCGUAAGGAACUACUACUUAUAUCUCAAAUUUAUGAAUUUUAAGCUUCUGGAUUACCGAUUUGUACUUGUAAAGUAAAAGGAUGGCAGCGCUGGACAUGCAGGGAACAGAUGUCCCUUGGCUCAAUUAAACAUCAAUAUAUAUUGGUCUGCAGGGAGAGAGUGUGUGUGGAGGAUAUAGGACAAGAUGGUUAAAGGUAGAAGAAUGUAGUUUCAGCAAACCAUUAUUUCAUGAGAAAGUUUUUAAAAUCAAGGUUUGAUUGUCACCCUAUUAUCAAAGAUCUAGAUAUGGUACAUUAAUAUUUCUCUGUGAAAUCGUGAAAUCUCAGCCAAAAACUGACAUUACUCAUGAUCUCCAACACAGAAAGGCACGAGUGUGACAGUGCAUUAAUAAUACUUUGAAAAAAAUACCUAACAUUUGAUGAAAUUUUGUGUUUAUUCUGCUCAUUUCUCAGCGAUUGCAAUAUUUCUCCAGAGUUAUUUGGCACAUACUAAAACUGUGGAGGUCAUUUUAUUGGAUAGUGUUCGAACUCAAUUUGAGAUCGUUACCACAACUGGCAUUUCUCUUUAAGGGGAUUGAAAGAAACUGGGAUAGUAUGACAGUAAAGAGGGAAAGAGGUGUGGGAUGGGGAGGGGAGAUAGUAUAUUUAGCAACAGAGAGAGAGAGAGAGAGAGAGAAAAUGGAUGUUUAACUAGAUUUAGGCCACAGGUCCCUAUACAGCUGUAUUUGGGAAUUGAUAUCAUGUUGUGCAAUGGAAUGGCCAGUGGAUGAGGAGAACAAAAGAGUGGAUGCAAGGUGCAUGAUUAUGAGUGGUAAUAUGAUAGAUGCUGGAGAUCUUGAAAUGGAUCUGACCAAGAUUUUAAGAGUAGGAAUAUAGGUUCAGCAUGGCCGAGAUAACUUGGGAUGGUCACAAUCUCAGCUUACCAUUCAUUUUAGCAGUUCGAUUUAAAUCUGUUGAAUUUCUUAUCUGGAAGUGAUUUUUAAAAAUAGGAAGCAGCAGGGAGUGGUUAUCUCCUUGUUGACGUUUCCAAAUAAAAGGUUUCCAAGGGAUAAGAUAUUGACAAUAUCUUUUGUCAAGGCUGAUCGCACAUGUGAGAUAAUCACUACAAAAUGCAUUUAGUAGGGUCACUGAUUUUUUUUUUUUUUUGGGGGGGUGAAAAAAUUUCAGAUUUUCGAUAUCACUGAUUCGUACAUCAAUAACCUCCUUUGGAUUGUGUUUAAAUGAGAACGGUGAUUCAUAAAUAAAUUCUUCUUCAAAGAUGAGAAGUAAAGUUGCCAUCUCUGAUGAGAAAACGCAGUCAAAAGGAUGGCUUGAUUUUAACAUCACAAGGUUUUUCUGCAUUCUUAUCUCCCAUUUCCCCACACAUUAUGGACUCCUCCUGCUUCAACGCCGGAAAAAUUAUCACCUGAAAAAUAAGUGUCGUGAAGUAGAAGUAUGCGGCAUCUGUUUGCUUCGCAACGAAUUUGAUUAUGAAUGUGAUGAUGAUGAGCAAUGCAGUUUGUUCCAUAAAUUGGAUACCAUGUUACAGGCAGCAGGAAUAGCCGUCAAGGGAAAUAAUUUUUUCCCCUUCUACCUCUUAACGUAAGAUAAGUGAAUGAUUAGCAUGUAACCAGAGGUGACGUUUUGCCGUAGCAUGCAGUCCCCCAGUGCACAACUGUGUGUUUUAUUUUCAGUUAUUCCAGCUUUACGCCUUACAAUCCUUUCACCGCUCGUUUGAAACACUGCAUAAUUGUACACGGGGUAUGUAAUCUCAUUGAUCACACAUGCAAUAUGGAUAUUAGAUAUGAUCACCCAAUUUGGGAGAUAUGAUCUUUUUAAUAAAUUGAAUUAUUCUUUAAUUUAAAGGGAAUCAAAUAUAUUCCCCAAGGCAUUUGCUGAAGUCACUAACUUAAAGUCAUUUCAACUAUCUCCUAAGAAAUUCAAAUGAUAUGUAUCAUUUCUAUCACAUGUAAAUUUUAUAACCUCUUUACUUUUGUGUUUGUGUGUCAUAAGUAUUGUCAUAGAUGUGUUCACCAAACACUACUGGAGAUGAAAUGUAUAACCAAAAUGCAAUGGUAUACUGAUACAUACGUACCUUAAUAUAGUGGUAUUUGUCUAUGUUUACAUGUGAUGUAAAAAAAAAAGAAAAAAGAAUUGAAAUUAAAUAAUGUGUAAAUAAUAUAUGUGGAAAAUAUGUAAAUGAAAUACAGAAAUAAUGUGUAUAUAUCUUUGUCUUUAUCUUUGUAGAUUAUAGUUGUACUAAUUUGGAAUAUUGAAAUGGAAUUUUAAGCUGUUUUGAAUGUUGUCAUGUGUAUCAUUCCUGUUCAAUGUAGUUUGUUUCUUACAGUGCCUUGGCUAUCAAAGCAUGCAGGAUCUUCAGCACUUCUGCUUAUCUUAUUUCAUCCAUGUUAUUUAAUAUUAAAUUGUAAGUUAUAAUGCAUUUAUUUUGCAGACUCGUGAAACAGUAUUUUCAUCUUCAAAUGUAUAGAAUCAGUCUAUCUUUAGAAUAUUUCAAUUCUAUUAUACUAAGGGAAGCUCUAUUGGACAAUAUGUUUGCAGAUUAAUACAGACAUGUUGACAAAACUUGGUUCGUAUUUUGAUUUUAGUUUGGGAUAUACAUGAAAAAAAAGCUGAGAAUAAACUUUAGAACCAUAGUAGUGUAAACAGAUGAUUAGUACAUCAUUCUGCUAUACAUAAUUAUCUGCAAAUUAAAAGUUUAAUAUAAAAAGAAAAUGGACAGCACUGCAGUUACAUAUACAGCGGUGCUCAAAAGUUAGUGAACCCCCACCAGAAAAUGAACAUACUGUAGUUUAAAUGUUCUUGUUCUGCCCUGUUUUAGAUAUAUAUGUAAUUGUGAGGUCUGGUGAUAAAAUUCACAUUCAAUGAAGUUUGUUUCUCUGGGCUUGCCGAACCUUGUAGUGAUAGUGUCUAUACUCAACACUUUGCAUGAAGGAUUACAUUGUGUGGUGGGGGGCUCACUAACUUUUGAGAACAACUGUACAUGCUGAAAGAAAUAUAAGUACAUAAUUAUAUGUGUAAGGAAUCAGAUGCUUAUAAGUGGCUUGGUUUUUUCACUUUAAAUGUGGGUAAAAGUCUUAUAUUAAGACAGAGCAAAUUGAAUAUGAACAGUAAUAAAUCUUGUUUCAUGCUCUUGUUUUAGUUUUAUCCUUUCAAAUUUUCAUUUAGCCGAUUAAUAUACCUCAUGCUUUUACCCAGUGUACAUUGUCUGCAUAAUGACUUAUGUACUCUGAUAUGAUUUACAUUGUCAAAUUCGUGAGUAAUUCUUCUGCAUCUUCAAAUUUAUUAGUUUUAUCAUGGUACAUGGUUUUAUCAUAUGUUUUUUGGGGGUAAAUGAAAUGUUGCGUCUCUAUCCAGUAUCAGCUUAUUUGAUGCUUUUGGGUUUGAGAUUUUAUGAACUUUUUAUUGUAUCAAUAUCUUUGUUUCUUUUGUUUUAUUUUGUUGUGAUAUGUAACAUUUGGUGCUCAUUUUGUUUGCAUUAUAUUAUAUUUUAUAUGUUUUAAUGGACAUUCUUUUCAUUUUUUUUUUCUUUGGGGGGGAAGUUCUCUAUAUGUCCUUUUUCAUGGCAAAUUUAUUGUCAUUUCCAAAAACAUCAAUAAUUAACAUAUUUGUUGUGUAUUUUACUGCUUACAUUAUCCGGUGUUGUGUGGUAUUUGCAGGUGAAAAUCUUGUGUAAAAUUACCAGAAUUAUGUGGGUCUAUGCCAGGUUAAAAAAAUGAUAAAACCAUUAUGUCUGGUUUUUUUAUUUAUUUAAUUGGGACACAAUUUUGUCUGCAGUUUUCAGAAAAUCUCAUUCAUUUUUCUGUGUGGGAUGUUCAUAUUUUAUGUUUUUAAUGUCAACCAUUUUAAUAUAUGCACAUUGUAUUCUUACAUGGAAAUUCUCCAUAAUGGCAUAAUCUUUCAAUAUUAUAUUAAUGAUGUGAACAUGAGAAAGCAAGAUCAAAAGCCAUGGAGUAUUGAAUCUGAUUGUUAUAAAUCCCAAUUAGUUUCAAACAUAUUGACAUAUCUCAGUAUAUUUAUGCCAUUUUUAUUUCAGCAAAAAUAUUUGUUAAUCGAAAUGGACUAUUCAGUAGUAUAUCCAAUCCACUAUUGUUUUGAAUUCUGGUUUUCUUGAAAACAAUUACAAAACAUGAAAAGACAAAAAGACAAAAUGUACAGAUUUCCGACUUUGAUACUACUGUCACCUGUAUUUUAAUUGAAAAAUGCAGUCUCCUUAUUUGUUUUGUCUUUCAUUCUUGUUUGAAGUAUUGAAUUCUAGUGUAUCAUAAGAAACAUAUAUAUUUAUCAACCAAAACAAUAUAUAUUCAUAAAUCAGAUUCCAAUCAUUCUGUAUUAUGCAAGUAAAAUAACAAGAUAUUUUUAGGGUUUUGAUGAUUUUUUUCUUCUCGUACCAAUGCAGUUUAAUAAUGAAAAAGGCGAUAUAAUAAUUAGUACACAAUGCUUUGAUUAUGGUUUAAUAUAGCAUCUUGAAAGGAUGGGGAUAGAUUGCAUUAUAAACUUGUUUCAUUGAUGUCAGAAAGUCUUAUGUGUUCAAGGUGAGAACUUUUUUCCCCAGUUGAUUUUUUGAGCAACAUAAAAAUGACACGAGUUAGGCCUAAUCACUAAUUCUAAGAAGUAUAUUUUGUCGCCUUGCUGGCAAAAGGCAGUACUUCAAGCAUGCGCAAUGAUUUUAAAUUCCUGUGUUGUUUUCAUAAGGGGGUGCAUGAAUAUUAACACUGUUUUGCUUGACCAACACAAAUGGGAAUUGACAUAACAUUAAAUCCUAUAAAUCAAUUUUUCAGUCACUAUAUGUUGGUUCAACAUUUACAAAAGCCUCUUAUUUUAUGUGCACUAUAUACUCUAUGGUCCUGUGUAUGAAUAAUGUGAUAAAUGUAUCUCUUUGUGAACUAACAAAAUUGACCCUAUUUAAUGAUGAUAAAUAUCUAUAUAUUAUCAAGGGCUGCAUUAAGUAUUAAACGCAGAGGGUAAUUUAAUUUGUAGGAACAUAUUCAGAUAUGGAGAAAAUGUACAUCUGAAUGUCUUCCAUAUAGAAAAAUUUUAUGUUCAAGAUGAUGUAUGGCAGAAAUAACUUCCAGUAUGAUGGCAGAGUCAAAGGCAUUGUAUACCUAAACGAAUCUGAGAAAAUGUAUUCUAACAAUAUUGCAUUUUUUUGCUUGUAAUGAUAACAUUAAAGAUAUAAUAAUAUUGUA
Messenger RNA from Lytechinus variegatus (green sea urchin), 13880 nucleotides. RefSeq names its product unconventional myosin-XVIIIa-like. The record is from RefSeq and is a predicted model, not a curated record. Gene Ontology annotation, molecular function: protein binding. Gene Ontology annotation, cellular component: myosin complex. NCBI's taxonomy places the organism in Eukaryota, Metazoa, Echinodermata, Echinoidea, Temnopleuroida, Toxopneustidae. Bases 3670 to 7968 code for a protein of 1432 amino acids. The transcript is spliced from 21 exons.